Molecule: messenger RNA, 372 nt
Organism: Epithele typhae
Lineage: Eukaryota; Fungi; Basidiomycota; Agaricomycetes; Polyporales; Epitheliaceae
Exons: 2
Coding region: 1-372 (123 amino acids)
Source: RefSeq, a predicted model, not a curated record
AUGACAUCGGGGACUUGGUCCCUCGGCGCGACGCACAUCGUCGACCACGCACUCCCCAUCCCCGAGCUCCUCGCCGCGGUCUCCGCCGCCGCUUCGAGCGCGCCGGUGUCCUUCGCGUACGUCGCGAUCAGGAUGGAGGACACGCAGCGGCUCGCAUACGCCACGCUCGGCGACCGCGGCGGCUUCGUCUCGGUGAUGCCGCGCGCGGGCCCCGAGGUCCUCGCGCCAGUGCAGAGGGAGGGCGACGGGAAGCCCGUCGCGCGGCCCGUUCGCAAGCUUCCAGAUGCCGCCGAAUCAGGCACUAGGCGUCGGGGUGGACAAGCGGCUGACGGGGUGGCUCGCAGAUGGGACAGUGAAGCCGAACUGGGGUGA